AUGUCCCCAGGCCCUUGGACGCUUUGUGGGGCUUGCCCACUCGGCGGCCGGCCUGGAGCUCCGGGCCUGGAGCACCUGCUGCAAGGGGGGGCUCCACCGGCCAGGCCCCCGGCCGGGGCGCUGGCCGGGCAUCCGCUGGCGCAUGCCCUGCCCGGGCCGGAGACCGGCGCCUGGGCCGAGCUUUCCUCGCUGCUGUCGCAAAUCCGCUUCUCCCAGUGGUCUGCGCAGUACCUGUUCGAGGUCCGCCCCGAGGGGCGCCUCUCCAGCGAGUGGCGGAACCACUUCCUGCGUGAUGAUCCGCUGACCGUGGUUCGGUGGGGCACCGACGUCGACCCCCUGAGCCGGGCGGCCCUCGCCCUGGAGUGGGCCUCGGUCCACAAUGACCCGGUCCUCUUCCCGGAGCCCGGGUCGGAAAAGCUGGACCCCAGUGACGCCGGCUCCUGGAGCCUGAGCCUGGACUUCCGCCCGGAGGCCACCUUUCGCAUUGGCCACACGCUGGCCUCGCUGCUGGCACACUGCCAUCACAUGGCCCAGCUGCCACCGCCCCCCCAGCACCUGCCCUACCAACACCCGUCACACCCGCACCCGCACCAGCAGCACCCGCACCCGCACCCGCACCCGCACCAGCCCCCGAGCCAUCCGCCCACGCCGCAGCACCGGGUGCUGCAGAGCGCCAUGGCCGCCGAGGCCACGCGCCUCCUCCAGGUGCAUCUCCCAUCGGCCAUGCGCCCGCGCGACCAGGCAUCCGGCGCCGGGUCCCCGAGCGCGCCGCUUCUGCCGCCUGGGCACCCGCGCGCCGAGGGGCCUGCCGGUGGACUGACCGCGCCCACGGGCCUGGCCACGCCGGCCGGCCCCCCGGCCGCUGCUCUGGCUGCCACCACCGGCCCGGGCGCCGGCUCGGCGGCGACCACGGUGACGGCGGCCACGACAGCACCAACCGCACCGACGGUGCCGCCAGCCCCGGCCCGCGGAGAGGAGGCCAACGCCACCGGGCCGGCGGCCGGCUUGGAUCCCCCGGAGCCGCAGGGGCUCCUCGGCGGCCGGCCACAUGCCAAGCGCACCCCCCUCCGGCCGGGGGCGGCCUCCCUGCUGGGUGGCGGGGCGGCGGUCCUUUCGCAGGCCAUCCAGGGCUUGCAGCGGAGCGCCGGCGCCAGCUCGGCCGAAGUGCCCGACAAGGGCUCCGCCUCGGGCGCCGGCCCGGCCGGCCACCGCGCCACCACCGACCUGGUGACCGACAUGGUGAGCGCCCUCUUUGCCCCGGGGCCCGGCCCCAGCCCGGCCCCGGACCCGCCGCUCGUGGAGCUGGCCCAGGCUCGCCCCAUCCCCUUCGACAGCUUCCUCUGGCAGCUGUCCGUCCAGGUGGGCCAGCUCCUGCAGUCCAAUCCGGCCAUCCGGUCCGAGGCGCUCCGCUGUUUCUGGGCCAAGUUCCACUUGGCCAUCCUCAGUCACUGGAAUGCCAAAGUCCCCAUCCCCCGGCUGGAGACCGGCAAUCCCAACAUCAUGCGACCGCUCCUGUACCAGAAGCUGCAAAUGCUGAACCACUGCAUGAAGCGCUUCCAUGACCGCCAGCACCUGCUGGCGCAGUAUCACCAGGAGACCGGGCCGGUGGGUGGCCCAUCGUCGCCGGCCGCGGGGCAGUCGCCGCCGAUGCCGCGGCCGAUGUCACCGGCGCCGCCGAUGUCCGCCCCCCUGAGCCCGGGUCCCCAUGGCGAGGGCACCCUGGCCAUCCUGCCGGCUGAUGAUGCGGUCCUCGACUCGUACGACGCCCGAGACUGGGAUGACUGCUUUGCCGAGAGCCUGCCCCCUGGCGGCACGGUCGGUCCUCCCCUUGCCGCCAGGGGGGCCAAGACCAUGUCCCCCGGUCCGGGGCUCGGCCAGGCGUCGCCGGCGCCGGGUGGCGGCCCCCCGGCCGACCGGGCCUCCUGGCGGCCCACCUCCGCCGAAAUGGCCAACAAGCAGGCGGAUCCCCCGGCGGCCGGGGCCGGGCGUCGGCCACAUUCGGCCGGGGCCGGGCUCCCCCCGCAGCCGGGGCUCCCCUGGCCGGCGCCGGCGUCCCCGGUGGCGGCUUUGAUCGUGGCCCCGGCCAUCCGGCCGACGGCGGUGUUUUCCUCCGAGGCCGAGGCCGAGGCCGAGGUCGGUGCGCGGCCGCUUGGCCGCCACCGGGCCCACCCCUCGCUGCGCCUGCUCCUGCACCCGGACCGGCCGGUCUUCGUGCCCUUCACCCAGGAGGUGGAGGCUCUGACCGAGGACCAGCUGGCCAGUCAGCAGAUGGACUUCGAGCAGCUGGGGUCCUCGUCCGACGCCUCGGCCCAGCGUGCCCAGAUGCAGUCGCGCUGGCUGCUGUCCGACAUGCAGGCAUUCAAGGCCGCCAAUCCGGGCUGCCGGCUGGAGGACUUCAUCCGGUGGCACUCGCCGGCCGACUGGGCCGCCACCCCGGAGGGAGUCGGCCUGACGCCGGCCGAGGCGACGGGCACCGGGCCUUCGCCGACGCCGUCCUCGGCCUCCUCGCCGACUGUCGCCUCUCCCGCUCCUCCCCAUGCGUCCGCCUCUCCUCCUCUUUCUCCUCCUGCCCCCCCUCCUCGCCAACCCGCCCGGUCCCCCGGGACCCGGCCAUCACACGCCGAGCACCAUCCCGAGCCCGAGCCCGGGCCCGGGCCCGGCCCGGUGCCCAAUGCCCUGGGCUACCUGUCCCGGCGCUUCCGCGGCCCGAACAACUUCUGGUGCCGGCUGUGGUCCGAGGCCCGGCCGGUGCCGGUGGCCGAGCAGGAGCCCCUCUUCGAUGUGGACCACCAUGCCGGCGUGGUCUUCGCCUAUCUCGAGGGAAUCAGCGAGAUUGAUCUUCUGUCCGAACUCCUGCCCUAUGUCUUCUUGUCGUGUGCACACUCCCUGCGCCUGGCCGCCCAGCGCAUGGGCAUCCCCUCGAUCGGCAACAAUGCCCCGUUGACCGAGCAGCUCCUGGCCACGGCCAUGCCGCCACUUGCGGACCUGCCGGACUACCAUGCACCAGCGCCACUGGUGGUCAUGCGCCCGGUCGGGGGCGCGCCUCCCCGGCGCCCGACACCCGACGCCCUUGGCACCUCCAUCGACGGCACCCUCGAACGCCAGCGUGUCAUGGAGUUCCUCCGACAGAACAGCCCACAAGGUCAGCUCGUCCCCAACAGCCGGCACUUCGUGCUGCAUUGCUCGGCCCCAUGGCCCAGCAUCUCCAGCUCGCGGGUCACCCCGCACCGGCUGUACGUCGGCCUGGCCGGCGAGACCAUGGUCCUGGCGGAGAUCAUCACCUCCGACACCAUUCACUUCCUGUAG
This is a messenger RNA of Fonticula alba, 3306 nucleotides long. RefSeq lists its product as hypothetical. Gene Ontology annotation, molecular function: GTPase activator activity. The transcript is spliced from 8 exons. Bases 1 to 3306 code for a protein of 1101 amino acids. Gene Ontology annotation, biological process: positive regulation of GTPase activity. The record is from RefSeq and is a predicted model, not a curated record. NCBI's taxonomy places the organism in Eukaryota, Rotosphaerida, Fonticulaceae.